UUGGCCUGACACUCACAGCUUUUUGGGACUGUUGAGAACUAGGAACUAGACUGUCCGGCCUCCUUCCUCUGCCAAGAUCCUUAGUCUCCCUGGAAGGGCAAGGCCUUGGACUGCUGUGCUGCCAUGAGCAAGGAGAGACCACCUGUGUUCUGCAGGUCGGUUGACUACCAGCCCCUGCAGAGUACAUCAGGAAGCACUGAAGAUGAAACACACGCUCAGGGCUUGACCUCAGUAGUAACCAAAGAAGUGGCGUCUUUAAGAAAUGUCAGCUUGAUUACAAGAAGAAAGAAAAUGCUAGGGGAGAUGGAACCAUUUGAUAAACUGGAUUCGUCGGCUUUACUUCAGCUGGAGUCGGCUCUGGACCUGGAGAGAUCAUGCAGACAGGAGUUCCCAGAGGGACCUCAGGGGGCAUUUCACUGUAAAAGGAAAGCUAAAGUGAAGAGACACCAGUCUGACUUGCGGUUAGAAAUCGAACGUCUGAAAAAGGGUGGGGUGCAGCGGGACUCAGGCCCGCCUUCCUGGGCGCUUUCCGAUACGACUUGCAAUGCCGUGGCUCAGAAAGAGACUGACGCAGUCGAGAAAGCAUUUGAACAAAAUCUGAAGAUCAAGUUUUACAUCAGUUCGGAAUCCGCGUCUCCUUCUUCACACAGUGGAGACGAAGACAACCCAGUUAAGAUCAUAGAUUCUGCUCAUCUUCCAGUCCAUACACCAACAAUAAAGACAAAGAAAUAUCACACUGGCAUCCUCUUUCCUCCUAAGAGUAAGACCCACCAGUUUUUCCUCACGUCCUUUAGUGCUCCUACCAAGUGUCACCAAUGCACGUCUCUGAUGGUGGGUUUGAUCAGACAGGGCUGUGCCUGUGACGCAUGUGGGUUCUUGUGUCACACAACCUGUGUCGAAAAAGCUCCAAGAGCUUGUCCAGUGCCUGAUCACCAGAAGAAAGAACCCUUCUGUCUAGACCCAUGGCAGGGUCUGGGGACAGCCUACGAAGGCCAUGUCUGGAUCCCAAAGAAAACAGGAAUGAAAAAAGGCUGGCAGAGAGCACUGGUUAUAGUCUGUGACUUCAAACUCUUCUUCUACGACAUAAACGAAGACAGAGGCUCAAAACCCAAUGCCGUAGUGAGUCAAGUGAUUGACAUGAGGGAUGGAGCUUUUUCAGUCGGUUCUGUGUGGCCCUCUGAUCUUACUCCUGCCAGGAGAAAGGAAAUGCCCCGCCUAUUUAAAGUCACAGCCUCUCAGCUCUCAGCACCUAGUAAUAAAUAUUCAAUCCCAAUAUUAGCAGAUAGCGGGAGUGAGAAGAGUGCGUGGGUGGAGGUGCUGAGUGACUUGCACAGGACAUUGAAAAAGAACCAUUUCAGAGACCGCUCAGGCUAUGUUCUCAAAGAGGCUUAUGACAGCAGUCUACCCCUGAUCAAAACCACCCAGGCAGCUGCAAUCAUAGAUCCCAAAAGAAUCGCUCUGGGCAAUGAAGAAGGGCUAUUUGUCGUGCACAUUACUAUAGAUGAGAUCCUCCGGGUUGGUGACUUGAAGAGGGUCCAUCAGAUCGAGCUCAUCCCACAGGGCCAGAUUGUGGCCGUGAUCUCCGGACGCAGUCACCACGUGCAGCUGUUUCCCAUGUUGGCUCUGGACGGACGGAAGACGAACGUCCACAAGCUGGUGGAGACCAGAGGGUGCCAGGCCAUGGCCUCUGGAACAGUGUGCCAGGGGGCCCGCACGUGCCUCUGCGUCGCCAGGAAAAGCCAGGUCCUCUGCUUUGAGCUGUUUCCGGGCAAGAAGAUCUCUCACAGAAAGUUUAAAGAAGUCCAAGUCCCAACCAGUGUCCAGUGGAUGGCCAUCUUGGGUGAACAGCUCUGUGUGGGAUUCCAGUCGGGCUUCCUGAGAUACCCCUUGAGGAGAGAGGGGACCCCACACAGGAUGCUGCAUGCACACGACCCCACCCUGGCGUUUAUCGCCCGUCACCCGGAGGAUGCCCUGUGUGCAGUGGAGAUCUCCAGCAUCGAGUUCCUGCUGUGCUUUAAGAGCAUUGGAGUGUACAUCGACAGCAGGGGCCUCCGGUCCAGGCCCGUGGAGCUGAUGUGGCCCGCAACUCCCAGCUAUUGUCGUUACAGUGCCCCAUAUCUCUCAGUCUACAGUGAAAACGCAGUGGACGUCUUUGAUGUGAACUCCAUGGAGUGGAUCCAGACUGUCCCCGUCAGGAAGGUUCGACCUUUAAAUAAUGAAGGAUCCCUGAAUAUCUUACAUUUGGAGACGAUUAGAUUGAUAUAUUUCAAAAAUAAGAUGGCAAAUGAAGACGAGCUGGUCUUCCCUGCAACUUCAGCAAAUCCUCUGAGGCAGAUGGUCCCACACGCCAACAGCAAGCGGCGUUACUCCUUCCGAGUCCCCAAAGGGAAAAAGACCCUCUCCAAGGGGCUGUGACCACCCUCAAGGGGGAUGGGGGGGAGAGCGAGGGACCACUCACCCCUCUCGGAAAAUGGAGCUGGGCCAGGGUCAUCUGCUCCCUUGGUGGUGGUGAGUAGGAAAGCCAGGGGGCUGCGAGGGGGGUCAUUUCUCUUUGAGCGUGGAAUGAUGGAUAGUUCGUGUGUGAGCCUCUGCACAAGGCCACCGCAGAGCGUGUGUGCACCCCACGACGUGUCCCGUGAGCAAUAAACAGGACAUGCGUGCAGCUGGAGAGACUCCUUUCUGACUCGGUCUGCCUUCCUUAAAGUUGGCUGUGAUUUCUGUAACCAGAGGGGCAGAAAAUGAGGCCGAUCUUCAUUUGACCUACAAAUAAAAACACAAUUAAAAAACGAA
Molecule: messenger RNA, 2790 nt
Organism: Ictidomys tridecemlineatus (thirteen-lined ground squirrel)
Lineage: Eukaryota; Metazoa; Chordata; Mammalia; Rodentia; Sciuridae
Source: RefSeq, a predicted model, not a curated record